Messenger RNA from Drosophila albomicans, 3317 nucleotides. It is a transcript of the gene PGAP5, whose product is annotated as metallophosphoesterase 1 homolog. Gene Ontology annotation, molecular function: phosphoric diester hydrolase activity. Gene Ontology annotation, biological process: GPI anchor biosynthetic process; endoplasmic reticulum to Golgi vesicle-mediated transport. Gene Ontology annotation, cellular component: endoplasmic reticulum-Golgi intermediate compartment. The coding region runs from base 97 to 1197 and encodes 366 amino acids. The transcript has 3 exons. NCBI's taxonomy places the organism in Eukaryota, Metazoa, Arthropoda, Insecta, Diptera, Drosophilidae. The record is from RefSeq and is a predicted model, not a curated record.
UCGUUUGCCAGCCCUGUAAUCUUUUGUUUGCGUUUCUGCUGCAUUCGCUAACUCGCCGGCAAGUGGAAUUCUUAUUACUAUUAUUGUUUUUGCAAAAUGCGUUGGCUUUAUGCCUGUUUUGUAAUCUUAUUGUGUGCGUUGAUCUUUUGCGAAUACGUUGCCGACUUUGUGGUAUUACAAAAGUGCAAAUGGCCCGAGAUACGACGCAAAAAAUAUGUGGACGAUCCGUUAAGGGCUAUGAUUAUUGCCGAUCCGCAUUUGUUGGGACCACAUCGCGGACACUGGUUGGACAAACUGUAUCGUGAAUGGCAUAUGACACGUUCUUUCCAGGCAGCAUCUCGUUUGCUCCAGCCCGAUGUGGUCUUCGUGCUGGGCGAUCUGUUUGACGAGGGUGACAUGGUCAGUGAUAAGCAAUUCCAGGAGUACGUUUGGCGUUAUCUGCAGAUGUUUAAUCUGCCUGCUGGCAUUCCGCUUAUCAGUGUGGUUGGCAAUCACGACGUUGGCUUCCACUACAAAAUGCAUCCAUUUUUCAUGUCACGUUUCGAGAAUUAUCUAAACUACUCCAAGGUUCAUCUUUACACCAUCAAGCAAAUACAUUUUGUGGUUGUCAACUCUAUGGCCAUGGAGGGCGAUGGCUGCUUGUUCUGCGCGGAAGCGGAGUCCGCUCUCAAGAAUAUAUCAAGAACACUGCACUGCAUGCAACAUCCUCAUGAGGCGGAAUGUGCACGGACUCGUCGUCAUCCUUACAGUCAGCCCAUAGUCAUGCAACACUUCCCCACUUAUCGCAUAUCGGACCGGGUUUGUCGAGAACACGAUGCACCCCAUAUUGAGACAUUCCGCGAACGCUAUCAUGUGCUAUCUAAAGAUGCCACCGAUAUGCUGGGCGAGCUUCUGAAGCCACGUCUGGCGUUUGCCGGGCAUUCUCAUUAUUAUUGCCAUAACAUCAAUCGGUUGGGCAUCGAUGAGUAUACGGUAGCAUCGUUUAGCUGGCGCAACAAUGUCAAUCCCAGUUUCAUGCUGGCCACCAUUACGCCGGAUGAUUAUGCGGUAUUCAAGUGCAAGAUGCUGCCACAACAGUUUGUCUUUAAUAGCUAUGUGAGUGCUGCAGUUGCCUGCCUAGUGUUAAUUGCAUUCCAGUUGCGAAAGUAUUUUGUGCGACGACGUCCAGCGACGGGAGCGGAGAAGAAGCACCACUAAGUGUAAAUAUAUGAGUACGAAGUAUUCAAAGUAUUUUUGUGAUUCACGGCCAAAUUAGGGGCUAACAUUUUAGGUAGCAUAAUGCUAGGAUUGCUCACACUCAUAAAAACAUUUAUCACAUUUUUGCGGCAUAUCAAUUAACAAUUAACAAACGCAACAGCCAUUUGCUGAUAUAUAGUACAUAGAAAUAUGUAUGUAUAUUUAUGAAUACUUUUAUCACAGACAUAAUGCUUGCUAAGUCCACACGGAAUAUACACACAUCGGGAGUCUGCCGACAAACAAAACAAAAAUGCCAAAGAAAUUAUACAAAUGGUUGAACUGGAUGCAAAGGAAACACAAAUUAGGAUUCAAAACUAAAUAUAAACAUGAUUUACAUACAUUAUGAAUGUGAAACUAAACAAAAAAAGGAUAUGCAGAUUCAUAGAUUCCUGUACCUUGUUACAAUGUGCGCGCCCAUUUUUUGUUCUUGCAAAAUCAAACUGCAAUUUGUACUACUAGACUAAAGAUAAAUUAAGCUACAACUACACUUAUAACUACACUCGAUAAUAGGAAUAUAAUAUUUUGGCUAACUACUUGCUCUUCUUUUUUGUGUGGAAGUGAGACGUAUUGUCUAUGAUUGACCGUUCAGCAGGUUCGUUUGCGCCUGCGCAUGAUGAUUGCGUCCCACGAAGCAUUCCUUUGGCAAACAUCUAUGCAACACUGGCGAUAUCAGAUCCGGAUCCAGUGAUUUCAGCUCUGUGGGUUUUGUGAACAGCGAGACAAUGGCACCAACCACAAUAACCGUAGCAACACCAAUGGGAUUGAUCCAAUGAUAUGAUAGUCGAUACAAUGGAAACACUUGCUCCUCAUCCACCCAAACGCUGUCGGGCAAUGUGACAUUCGCUGCACAGUUCUCCACGGACACUGGCAACUUCUGUGAAUUAAGUCCACCCGCUGCUAUGGUGAUUUGUGUACCAAAUGAUAUCCAGCCCGCGAGCAAAGCGCCAGCAAUACCCCCUACUGCUGUCCCGAUAUUGUUGGCCCAUGGCACCAGCAUACCCAGCGUAAACAGACCAAACGUGGUGCCCGCAGCAAUGGCCGUCAUGGAGGUGCAGAUGCUCAGAAUGCCGCUCAACUGCUCGAGCACCAGGACCAGCGAGAGCGCCACCACGCCCAGCACAAUGAUGGACGUCUUCACAAGCACCGUGGAGGCGCGCUCGCUCGGCCGCAUCUUGAAGCAGCCGCGCACAAUAUCCUCCAGAAUGACCAGCGAUGUGGAGUUCAGCACCACGGAUAAUGAGCUCAACGCGGCGCCAAAGAUGCCCGCAAUAAAAAGACCAGCAAUGCCAGGAAUAUGCCCCACACUCUGCACCACAUACAGUGGCAACAGCUGAUCGUCGUGAGUGAUGAGGCCCGCGCUCAAUGGGUCACAAUCCUGAUACAUCUCAAAGAUCAGCAAUCCUACAUAGCAGCAAACCGAGACAAAGGCAGCCACACCAAUCGUAAAUAUGGCCAUCGAUGCACGAGCCUGCUUUAGCGAUGGCAGCGACAUGUAACGCUGCACCAUUGUCUGAUUGACGGCAUUAAACGACGUCCAGUAUGAGAAUCCGCCAAUGAGCACGCUCCACACGGUGUGUCGCACAUAGGGCGAAGGAUCCGUGUUCGAGAAUAUCAAACGACCGCCCUUGGCAGCAUCGCCAAACAGUUUGUCCCAGCCGUUGGCAUAAUAGGUGCCCAAGGCGGCCACAGCCAGCACAGAAAGGAACAUUACCAGUGUCUGCCAGGCAUCCGUGUGCACCACCGCUUUAAUACCGCCCACAAAGGUGUAGAAGACACACACGAUCACAAUCACCGCCGAUAUCACAUGCAAAUUGAUGCCAGAGACUAGAAAACGUAAAGAGAGUCAAUUGAGAUACUUUAAAUGGCUUAAGCUCAGUUACCUUGGUUAAGAGCUAUGGCCGGCACAUAAACCACAAAAGGCAGAAAGAGUAUCUGAAAAAUAAUAAAUAAAAAAAGAAUUAUGAAUUAAAUAUGAGAGCAUAUCUUCACCAUUAACUCACCUCAUCCAGAAUGAACAUAAAGGACGCGAUGCUGCGUAUAACCGAAUGGAAACGCAUUUCCAGAUACUGCAAAUGCAAAAA